Molecule: messenger RNA, 4547 nt
Organism: Amoebophrya sp. A120
Lineage: Eukaryota; Dinophyceae; Syndiniales; Amoebophryaceae
Source: the annotation of a GenBank genome assembly
CUUGCAGCAGCUUUGACUUCACACUGACUCUCUGGUCGGUGGCGAAAAGCUGCUACUUUGAGCAGAAUCAACACGCACGGAACCCGCCGAAUGAUAAUGGUGGGGGCAGUUGUCGAGAUGAAGAUGUCUUGCAGUAUGGCAUGACGAAUUCUGCCAGUAACUGCUCCGCUCGAGGAGGAGUUACAACGAAUUUACCGAAUAAGCAUGAGCUUGCCGGGAAAAUCCUCGACUUCGUUUUCUCCCAGGCGGAGGCUCGCGUAUUGGCGGAUGCCACGAUUGUUAAGACGAACAGAAAAGUAGAGGAUGGUGCCCCUGAGGAGGCAGAAGAAGAUCAUAGCUCCUUCGCUGCUACAACGGCGCAAAGAACUUCAUCUGCAAGUACUUCUCGCACAACGGCCACCACGACCGCGUUGAAGGAUUAUUCCCUCGAGAGUUUAGCACAGCUGCUGUACGCUUUCGGAAUCCGGUUUAUCAAGCUUGCUGCCGGCAGUUCGACAGCGCAGACAGCUUCUUCUUCUCAUUCUCGCAUGACAAACUACAACUCCCAGCAAAAAAACGCGAAACUGGAGAAAGUUUUCGUCGCUUUACUCACGGAGCUGCGACAGAGAAAGUGGGAACCGCGGAACAGCAGAGAUAACGGGUUCAACAGCUCUUACCGGACGAUCGCGACCUUUAUUGGCAUUUUAGCAGAUUACUACCUACCGAGUUCAGUCCUCGCGGCCUCCACGAGCGCCGCGCAGUUUUCGCAGGUCGUGGCAUGGGAAGGAGAUCAUGGAGGCGACUCCAGAUCAAGCGCGACGCUGUCGAAGAACAUCAACAGAAACAAUUUUAACAUCAACCAUGCAGCGAAUUUAACCCACUUCGAGGAAGCGUCCAAGUUGUUUCUGUUUGAAAUUCAGAAGCUGUUGGUCGCCCGGAAAGACGAUUUGAUAAAGCAGGGGAUUCUAUUUGACGUGCUGCCAGAUACAGAUAGAGAUCAUGCAGACACUGGUACUGGAGUGAAACAAGAACAGGAGCAAGAUGAAGUGGGAAGAAGAACAUCUGGUGCCGAGCAGGAUUCUGAUUCAUUUGUCGAACAUGCAGAACUACGCGGCCAUCAAACGAGGAACACCAAAACCGUGACCAACUUCAGCUCUAUGAGAUUGCACACCCCCCCUCCCCUUCAUUUGUCAUGCAAAACCCCACUUCCAGUUCCAAGUGCUUCCCUGUGGCAUUGUUUGCAUGACAGACUCCGGAAGCCCAAACGGCACUACACUCGGCGCAUGGAGGGUUUGUCAUGCACUGGCUCCACGUGUACUGGUGUUUGUAUUGCUGUUCAUGCACUACAAAAGAGGGGGAGGAGGAGUUGUGCACUCUCAUAAGCUCGGCCUUCACUGCAUUAGCGGGUGUGAUCAACGCUCUAUCCAAAUUUGCCCUUGCGUUUUCGUAUCCAGUGUGAAAGUUUAUCUUCGGAUUCGUAGAUUUAUUGCAUUACAAAGGUUAUUCUCAGCAUCAUGAUGAUCAUUACAAAUGCAAUUUGUAAUGCUGAUUUGGCUCAACGUGAAGGACUUUGUCAUGCAUGGGUGCAAUUAGUACGAGUACGAUAAACUUUUGCAAUGCAUAUUUCGCAGCCGCAAGCGGCCAACGAGAUGUCCAAAGCGACGGUUCUGACGAUAUUGAGGCAGAUGCAAAACUUGGCCUUCCAAAGAGUUGUGGAGCUGGUGGAGAAAAAUUGCAAAUACACGAGUACAACGUGCUUAGUGUCAGACACUACUACUUCUUCUUCUUCCCCACAAGGUGGACAUAAUGAUCUCCAUCCCGCCGCCAUCAACCAGCUCCGGUUCCAGGAUGUAAGAACUACUAUCCUGUGUAAAAACGUCCCCACACCAGAGUCAACUUGGGAAAUCUGCUAGACAAAUCACACAGCUUUGGUUGUUCGGCAUGACAAAUUUGGACGCGUAGUGUAGUGCUGUUUGAGCUAGUUCAGCAGCAUUACAGAUCUAGUUUCUCAUGCUGAUUGGAGCAUGACAUUGACAAACUUCAAAACCGCAUCAGAAAACGCUUCUCAUGGGGCCCCGCAUGAGAAACAUGCUAAGCAUGCAGAGUUGCAUGACAACUAUGGAGUUGGCAAGUUGGCAGGUGGCGAUAAACAGAGUUGGAAUAUAGUGGCCGGGAGAUGAUGGCGAUGGCACUUUGGUGUCCGCCUGACCCACCCUCCCUGCGUCUCAAGCCAUCUGCGGCCAUGGCACAAUGGGGGGGCAAAGUGUGUCGCAUUUUGUUUAGCAUGACAACUAUGGAGUGGGGACGUUUUUACACAGGAUCAUUACAACUUUAUCUUCCGCACGAGAAAAAAAUCAUGAUCUCCAUCCCGCCGCCAUCACCCAGCUCCGGUUCCAGUAUGAACUGCAAAAGUAUCGUACUCGUAUAAAUGCAUUACAAAUGUUCUCAGCAUUAGAAAUAAUAAUAAAAUUUGUAAUGCAGCUUUGUCUUGGGAACAAGAUUUGUAAUGCAAGGCUUGCAUUUAUACGAGUGCGAUACUUUUGCAAUUCAUAUCCAAGACGUGAGAACGAUUCUCGCCGCACUGUCGCGACAAGAAAUCACCCCGGGGGUUGCGCAUUCCAAUUUUACCCACGGGAAUAGUAGUCUUAAAACCCCAAAGUGGGACACGACGACGAAUCGGGAUGCGAAGAAUUUCUUGGCGUUUCUGGUAAACUCCGGUUUUCUGAAGUCAGUUCUCGAGCAACUUCUGGGAGCUGGUGGCUCUUCUAGUGGUAGCUACCAGCAGCCGUCUCUGUGUCUGUUAUCCCUGACGCAGAGAAAACACAACAAAUCGCUCGCCUCUUCCAUCGCUUCUAUCGCGUGCUACACGCUGGCGCAAAACCGGAUUACGGAUAAAGAGCUAUUGGAGCAACUGUCCUUGACCGCGUGCACGACCAGCCGAGACUUUGUCUCCAUGAUCUUCGGUUUCGCGGUGUUAAACUUCGAUGGGUAUAGGCCGGAGAAACACUUAGAUAAAGGGUUGAGGCCUUUCCUUUUGGACGAGAAAGACGACCAGUUGGUAAGUGAAAACGCUGCAAAUGGUCAUGGUGUUGGUGGCAGUGGGCAAAGGAGACACCACAGCAAGAAGCUGACAAAACUCCAACUCCGCAACUUUGUGUGUGUUGCGUGGUCUCUGUGCGCAUUGGAACACUACAAAUUAGCCGAGAAGGUUUUGCGGAAUAGUGGACUCGCGUCAGAAGUGAAUGUUGACAGUUUGUCAUGCAGGAGCACGGCAGAGGACCGGCAUUACGGAAAUUUUACGAGAAAUACCAACACACACGACACUCUUCUGCAGCAGCUCCCAGACAUGGAGAAAACGCAGUUAGGGUACGUCAGAUUGUGUCUGCGCUUGUUUAGGGAGCAGGCUCGGAAUGAACAAGAGAACCUGUCAUGCCACGACGGAGGAGACGGGGACGGCUCGGUGAUCUCUACGAAAGGAAGCGCACAGCAGCUUGAACAGGGCGGAGUUUCCCGUCGUUCUCUUCCCCCAAGUCCUGCUGCAAGCAGUGAUCCAAACUUCUCUUCGAAAAAGACCACAUCUACAACUGACACGGCCCUUCUCACCUCGAAGCGGCACCUGCCAGCCUGCAACCGGCUCCACAAACAGUUGUACCAAAUUUUGAAAUCCGAGAAACAAAUGCCGAACGUGAACACAGUAGUCGCGGAGGCCACACUAUGCAUUGCAAAAGUAACGUACUAGUAUAAAUCAAAACCGCAUGACAAAUUCGCUUAGCAUGAGAAAUGGAAUUUUUCAUGCUGAUCUACCAUGGGAUGGAGACUUGUAAUGCAUGGCUGCGAUUACUACUAGUACGAGACUUUGCACAGGAUAAACGCUCGAGAAUUCCGACGACCUCCUGCUGAUCGACUUGCUCUUACCAGAUCUAAACCUGGCCAUCGAGAUCGACGGGCGGGGCGGCAAACAUUUUCUAUCUGACGGGAAGCAGGACGGAAUGAGUCUGUUCAAGCACCGGCUGAUACGGAAACUGGGCUGGAAAUUACUCGUCUUGCGGGAGGAAGACUUUUCGGUCGGUUUUUCAUCUAGUAGUCGGGGCGAGACAAGUUGUAACUCAGGUUCUUCGUCAGCACUAGGCGCAGCGGGCGGUGGAAAUGUCCACCAUGCGCGUCACGAUCCAAGACCGGUGCUAGAUUUUCGCUCGGUGUUGCUGAAGAAAAUCGAGGCUGCGGUGAAAUGAAUAUCGGAGAUAAAAAUGAUCUUCUUCAGAGGAAAACGAAAAGUAAACUUGAAUCCAAGAUUGAGCUAUCGAAGCUUCUAAAUCUAACGAAAUGUUGUACUUCCACCUGUACAUUCUGUCACAGGAGGGUCUUGUUUUGUAAGUAAUGACAACACAGGACGGCGACGGCUUUUGAUUGUGCGUGCGGUACUAGCGCUUUCUUUGAGUCAACUCAAUUUUCUUGUACUCGGAAAAAGAAAAACAAAAUGUACCAAGCCAGGGCUGAUCGUGCAUUGGCAGACGAAACAGCCAUGAGCAUGAAAAUGAAAUUGAUGAAUUGGGCCAAUGAACAAUAUG